This is a messenger RNA of Monomorium pharaonis (pharaoh ant), 1498 nucleotides long. RefSeq names its product protein Abitram. The transcript has 4 exons. Gene Ontology annotation, molecular function: actin filament binding; actin monomer binding. Gene Ontology annotation, biological process: regulation of filopodium assembly; regulation of actin filament polymerization; dendrite morphogenesis. NCBI's taxonomy places the organism in Eukaryota, Metazoa, Arthropoda, Insecta, Hymenoptera, Formicidae. Gene Ontology annotation, cellular component: filopodium tip; nucleus; lamellipodium. The record is from RefSeq and is a predicted model, not a curated record. Bases 656 to 1453 code for a protein of 265 amino acids.
AACUUUUUACAAAAAAGUUUAAUAUAACAAAAAAGCUUUUUAAUAUACUACCCUUUUGCUGUGGGAAAAAAUACAUUUAAAGAAAAAUAAUUUUUAAAAAUAUAAUGCGAGCAAUAAUUUUGAUAUGUUUAUUUAAUGUAGAAAAUGAAUAUUUUUAUAAUUUUCUUUUCCAUACUUUGGAAACUUGCUAUAAUUGCUUUAGAUUUUUAUUGUAAAUCUGCGGGUUAAAGUUUGCUGCGCGAUUGCGUAAUGAGAAAUACAAAGAAUUUUGCAACAACUUCGUCAGAAUAAAGAUAUGAAUUAUAAAUCAUUGGCCGCACACAAUGCCGCUUGUAACGAUAUAUUUCGUCGAUUUCAGGAUUGCGAGAACGAACAUCCAUUUCGAAGAUUUUUGGGCUAUUGCGAGUUAAUUCAACGAGAGAUGAACAAAUGCAUAAGGGAGCAAAGAGAAAUUCGUAGAACAGAAAGCGCUCGGUUCCGACGUAAGAGGUUAGAAAUAGAGAUAGAACCGGCACCGAAGGAAAAGUAAUCGGGUGCACAAUUGACUGAUAAUUCGAUUAUUCAAGGACUAUUGAAUUUUUGUAUUGUUGCGUGUUGUAUUUAUAGAUUAAAUCUUAUUGGUUUGUACAUAUAAUCUAAAAGUUUAGAAUUAAACAUGAAUCUGAUAUCGGAGGUUGAUGAACCAGAAACCAAACGAUUGAAGUCUGAAAACGAUAAUAGAAAGAGACCAUGCGAUCAAGAGGAAGAAGGCAGUUGCUAUCCAACUCGGGAAGAAAGCAACAUACAGGAAGAUAUUCCUGAUGCGAGAGAAAUUUCUCCUUCACAGGAGGAAGAGCGUGAGGGAUUAGUAAACAGCGAUAAUGAAGUGACUAUUGACAGCGACGACGAGUCGUUUACAUUUCCUCUCGAUCAGAAUAUUUCCAAUAUGUUGGAUGAGGUGGAAUAUAACGGUUAUUUUCCCACUGUUACUGAUCGCUACUUUACUCCCUAUUACAAAGUGAACGUACAAUCGCAAACCGGUAAUGAUAUGUGCAUAUGGAUCCACAGUAAUCGCAUUUGUAUGCUAUCCUUGGCACCUAGUCACAUUAUUUUGCAAGCCAAUAAAAGUAUAAAUAAGGUGGACUUUAAGAUCAGCGACAAACUGGACAGAUCCCUGAACAAAGUCUCAGGGAAGGGUAAGCAUGGUGCACAACCGUUGCAGACCAACUCGAAUAUUUGCACCAUUUCGUGCACAGAUGGGCAGGCGUAUGUCAUUAAGUGCUGUAUGAUAGGAAAAUUGGUGGAAGUUAACGAGGCAUUGUUGGAAGAUCCGCAGCUUCUUAAAGAAUUACCACAUAAAGGUGGAUACUUGGCUAUAAUAUUGCCAAAUAUAAAACUCUUGGAAAGUUUGAAACAGUCCCUGUUGACUUAUGAUCAAUAUAUCGAACUUGUUAAGAAAAAAGAAGAACAGUAACACAGAAAUACACAUAGAAUAAAGAAAAUUUUAAUUUAUGUUUGA